Molecule: messenger RNA, 807 nt
Organism: Bombyx mandarina (wild silkworm)
Lineage: Eukaryota; Metazoa; Arthropoda; Insecta; Lepidoptera; Bombycidae
Gene: CPG21
Product: cuticular protein glycine-rich 21
Source: RefSeq, a predicted model, not a curated record
AUGAUGCCGAUGAUUAAAUUAAUACUGCUAUUGUUCCUGUGGUCUGCGGUUCAAAGUUCACCCUAUGAUGAUGGCAAAUAUAAACCGAAAAAAUAUGAUUUUUACGAUGAUGGAAAAUAUUAUAGACCUUUAGAUGAAGGAAAAUACAUUCCAGGAGAUGAAGGACGAUACACCUAUAUUUAUCAACAGGGCUUAUAUCCAUUCGAUGAUGGGGACUAUCGAUACGUGCAUCAGGUUGGCCCUAAUGGUGGUUUUGGUGGUAAUGGAGGCUUUGGAGGUAACGGAGGCUUUGGAGGUAACGGAGGAGAAGGAGGUUUUGGACCUGGUGGUCCAGGAGGGCCAAAUGGCCCUAAUGGCCUUAACGGACCCGGUGGACCUCCUGGGCCUGAUGGCAGAGACCCUGGCUUUAGAGAACGUCCUAGUAAAUAUAGUGGAAUUAGAAUUUACGCUAGUAGAUAUCCUUAUAUUCACAAAGUCAUCAAGGGACUGGUUGAAAAAUAUGUGUCUUUCGAUGGCUUACACUUUGGAAAUGAAUACGAUAGCAGUUCCAAUCAUUUCAAGAAAGUUUAUGCCGACAAAGAAAUUGCGGUUAAGUGCAAAUAUCUAACACCGAAUUUCAAAGUCAACGAGACAUCCGAAUUCGUAACUCAAUACCCACCAACAGUGAACCUUCCAAACGGUGAGAAGUUCGGAUCAUACUAUAGUUUCAGAGGAACAAAGAUUUUGGAUACUGUUGCGAAUUCACUUAAAAAUAAACUGAAAUUAGAAUACGAGGUGUUUGUAAGGGUCGUCGACGAAGUAUCUUAA